ACUGUUGAUGACGCGUUUACGUAACUGCUGACCAGAUUGCGCGAAAAACAAACGCAUAGUUCCUGUUUCGCAACAGCCUUCGGUGGUGGUUCGGUACUUUCUCCGGGCAUUGACUGGCAACUCGAACUGGUGAUGGAGUACGGGAAGGAGCGAGUGGUAGCUCUGGUGGACAUGGACUGUUUUUAUGUCCAAGUGGAGCAGCGACUGAACCCGGAGCUGAAGAACACUCCUUGCGUAGUGGCGCAGUACAAGACGUGGAAGGGAGGCAGCAUCAUCGCUGUGAGCUACGAGGCUCGCGCCCACGGCGUCACCAGGAACAUGUGGGUGGAUGAUGCCAAGCAGCUGUGCCAGGACCUCCGGGUGGCACGGGUGCGGGAGUCUCACGGCAAAGCGGACCUGACUCAUUACAGGGAAGCCAGCGUGGAGGUGAUCGAGGUGAUGUCUCGCUUCGCCGUGAUCGAGAGAGCCAGCAUCGACGAGGCCUACAUGGAUCUGACUUCUGCCGUCCAGCAGCGGCUGAAAGACUUGGAGGCCUCUGGGAUUGAUGCAAAUCUGCUGAAGACCACUCACAUCCAAGGUUUCCCACACAGCAACUCUGAGCUGGACAGAGACGAGGAGAUCGUCUUGGAUAAAGAGGCGCUGAGAUCCAGGGGUGUCCAGCAGUGGUUGUCGUCUGUAUCUGGAGGAAGUGACUCCCCUGAGCUGCAGCUGACUGUCGGAGCGCUUAUCGUGGAGGAGAUGAGAGCAGCGGUGGCGGAACACACCGGGUUCAGGUGCUCUGCUGGGAUUUCUCACAACAAGGUUCUGGCCAAACUGGCGUGUGGUCUGAACAAACCCAAUCGGCAAACCGUGCUGCCGCUGGAGUCUGUGGCGGAGCUGUUCAACUCCUUACCCAUCUGUAAGAUACGAAAUCUGGGCGGCAAACUGGGCUCCUCCAUCACUGAAACACUGAGGAUAGAAAACAUGGGGGAACUCACCCGCUUCUCACAGGCUCAGCUGGGGCAGCACUUCGGCGACAAAACAGGUCAGUGGCUCUAUGACUUGUGUCGGGGGAUUGAAUUCGAGGCGGUCAAACCCCGGCAGCUUCCCAAAUCUAUUGGCUGCAGUAAAAACUUUCCAGGGAAGACGUCGCUCGCCACAAAAGAGCAGGUUCAGUACUGGCUGCACCAGCUUGCUCUGGAGCUUGAGGAGAGACUGACGAAGGAUAGAGAAGUGAACGGUCGCGUGGCCAAGUUGCUGACUGUCGGCGUCCGUCAGCUCGGGGACAAGAGGCCGAGCAGCUUCUCUCGCUGCUGCGCUUUGGUUCGCUACGAAGCCGCCAAACUCGCCGGCGACAGUUUUGCCAUCAUCAAGAGUCUUAACACUGCUGGAAACCAACAGGCUGCCUGGUCUCCUCCUCUCACGCUGCUUCACCUCUCUGCCAGCAAGUUCAGCGGAGCUCAAGCAAGGGGCGGCAUCGCGGGCUUCCUCUCCUCUGACGUCACCUCAACUCAAGCCAGACUCGAGUCUCCGGAGCCAAAAGCCAAACAGCCCGGCUCCAUUCAGUCAUUCUUCCAAAAGGCAGCUGAGACACAGAGACAGAAAACCGAGGUCCAACAUGAAGUGAAAGAAGAAGGAGGGUCAGCUCCCUCCACUGCGUCUCCUAAAAAGCACAGCGACAUUUCUUCUUUCUUCAGUCGGAGAAGUGCUGAAAGUGGUUUGCAGGUGAAUUCACUGCAGGAGACGCAACUUCCUGAUGAAGACGCUGCAGUGUCCAGAGAUGAGAAGGAGCCGAGGGAAGAGCUAAGCAACACUGUGAGCUCAGAAGAUCUGAUCCAGUGUCAGCGCUGCGGGCGGGACGUGUCUGUGUGGGAAAUGCCAGAGCACAACGACUAUCACUUCGCCAUGGACCUUCAGAAGUCUUUAUCUUCAAGCGUUGCCUCAUUAUCACCGUCUUCUCUCCGACCUCCAGGUCCGUCCCAGUUAUCCAGGGGUAAAACCAAAAGCAAAGGUCAAACUGGGCCGCAGCCCAAAAGACACUGCCACCAAGGUUCUGGAACUCUGGAUUCAUUUUUCAAAAAAAGUUCACAGUGAGGAAACAAUUCAAUAAAACUAUUUUAAUUGAAAACUGUUUUCUGUGUUUACACACACCUCUCUGACGUCACCUCCGCUGUUUCAGUUCCACUUUUAUAAAUACACAAUUUUGUAUUUACCGAUCGAGAUUGUGUUUCUCUAUAGCAUUACAUUUUGUUUCAAAAAGAAAAAAGGAAAUGCGGAAAAACAGGUUCUAAAAUGUUCAAUAACACCCAAGAAACAGCACAAAUAUAAAAAAAAUAAAUCUGUU
Messenger RNA from Synchiropus splendidus (mandarinfish), 2323 nucleotides. RefSeq names its product polymerase (DNA directed), eta (gene polh). Gene Ontology annotation, molecular function: DNA-directed DNA polymerase activity; damaged DNA binding. The transcript has 10 exons. Bases 133 to 2073 code for a protein of 646 amino acids. Gene Ontology annotation, biological process: error-prone translesion synthesis; response to radiation. Lineage: Eukaryota; Metazoa; Chordata; Actinopteri; Syngnathiformes; Callionymidae. Gene Ontology annotation, cellular component: nucleus; site of double-strand break; replication fork. The record is from RefSeq and is a predicted model, not a curated record.